UGCUAGUUUCGCCCACUUGUUUCCCUACAAGAUGGCUGACGGUACAGUGGCAGAAGACACUCUAAGAACAGGGCAAGGUGGUGAAGAGAUGCGCACCAGCUCUCCCAGGCUAUCAAGGAAGGCAAGGGAAGAUGCCGUGGCUGUGAAUGAAUGAGCCUAGUGGGGGGGACCCUGAUAAUUAUCUCCUUAACUCAUCGUGGAUGUUUUGGCAUGACGCUACACGAAGAGGAGCAACUGCCAAAGAUUUCUUUGAGAAUCUAAAACCUUUGUGUGCAGUCAAGACCAUCAAGGCAUUUUGGGGUGUGGUCAACAAUAUUCGUCCCAUAGAGCAGUUGGGUGAGAGAGAGAGCUACCAUCUUAUGAGGAAUGAGAAUAGGAGACCUAUUUGGGAGGACUCUGAUAAUGCUCAUGGUGGAUUGUGGUCAUUCAAAGUCAGAAAGAUGCACACAACCAAGGUAUGGCAGGAGCUGUUGUUGGCUGCUGUGGGUGAGCAGUUCUCAGAGUGUGUGGGCGGUGGUGACUGUGUGUGUGGUGUGAGUGUGAGGAUAAGAGGGUUCGAUCAAGACAUCGUACAGAUCUGGAAUGAAGACAUGCCUGUCCUCUCAAAGAGCUCGAGGAUUUCACUGUUUUGUUGAACUGGAAAUGGUCCUCAACUUUAUCAACACUGAGGAGAUCAGCUCUAGGGUGGAGUUGUUGGAAGGGUGCGUUGGUACAAUAAUGUUAAUUUCAGUAUCUUCUAAAAGCUUAGAAAGAGGCCUUUUGAUAAUGUGUUAAGAUCAAUCAGAAAACCCUUUCAAUUUAGACCAUCAGAACUCUAGUUACAGAGCAGAUUAUAGUACCCUAGAAAUGAAGGAUGUUAAGAUGAGCUCUGUGGUGGAGCUGUUUGAAGAGUGCGAUAACAUUAUUUUUUGAAAGUAAAGAGUCCAUUUCAGAAGAAUUGUGUGGGCCUGUUAUGCCAUGGCCAUAGUCUUUAUCCGAAAAUAGCCUGUUAC
Molecule: messenger RNA, 992 nt
Organism: Halichondria panicea
Lineage: Eukaryota; Metazoa; Porifera; Demospongiae; Suberitida; Halichondriidae
Product: eukaryotic translation initiation factor 4E type 3-like
Exons: 4
Coding region: 147-635 (162 amino acids)
Biological process (GO): translational initiation
Cellular component (GO): eukaryotic translation initiation factor 4F complex
Molecular function (GO): RNA 7-methylguanosine cap binding; translation initiation factor activity
Source: RefSeq, a predicted model, not a curated record